This is a messenger RNA of Bradysia coprophila, 1082 nucleotides long. It is a transcript of the gene Rpp20, whose product is annotated as ribonuclease P protein subunit p20. The record is from RefSeq and is a predicted model, not a curated record. Gene Ontology annotation, cellular component: nucleus; ribonuclease MRP complex; nucleolar ribonuclease P complex. Gene Ontology annotation, biological process: tRNA 5'-leader removal. Gene Ontology annotation, molecular function: nucleic acid binding. NCBI's taxonomy places the organism in Eukaryota, Metazoa, Arthropoda, Insecta, Diptera, Sciaridae.
CAUUUCAAUACUUCAAAGAAAUAUUACAUGUUUGUCCUCUGCUGUGGCUGAUAUGGCUGAAUCUGAUGUUCAAAAUCAGCCAGGAAAAAAACAAAAGAACUUUAGAGCCGAUAAUCCGAAACGUUUCUUUAGUGAAAACCAUUCGUUUAAAAAGCGACCCACAUCUAAGCCAUACCAACGCAAGGAAGACAUUUACGUGACAAACAAGUCAAAUUUUAAGGCACAGAUCCAUCAAUGUGAAACCAUUCUGAACACAGAAAACAUAAACGAAAUCUUUUUACACUGCGUCGGCAAUGCCAUUUCACGUGGAAUCAAUUUGGCUCUGACUCUGAUUGCUAAUUCAAAUAAUGGUCUCGGAUACGAGGCGAACACUUCGUUUAUAGAACUUAUCGAUGAUUUUCACCCGCUACGCGACGAUGAAGAUUUUACCUUACAAAAACGUUUGAAUUCCUGUUUGCACAUUCGAGUAUUUCGCCAUUCAAAAAACAUUAUCAGCAAAUAGAACGUGAUAACCCACAACCGUCUCCGUGCUCUGUGUAUCUCUACUCAAUCUCGAUUAUAUUAAAAAGUGAAAAUGUUCAAACUAUCGGAACUGGUUAAAUGGCUCGGAUUGUCCGAAUUCGAGAUUUUCACAAAUUUAUUAACUUUAUGGAUUUUUACGAUGCUGCUGUCGAUAAGACUGGGCGGCUAUCUACCCGAUCUCGAUUGGUUCGGUAUAUUUUCGCCAUUAUUUUGCAGCGAUCUGGGCAAUGCAUACUUUUGUGUAAUUGUCGGCAUUCGAAUGUUUUUGAACAACGAUAACCGGCGCAAGUCAUUCAAUCGGUUCUUUUGGUCGUUGAAAUUUUUGAUAUUGACGGUCGUUUUUAAGUAUUUACUUUGUAGAAAAUUGUCGGGCGAACAGAAUUUGGAUUACUUUGAAGUGUUUGCUCCGUUAUUUGUGUUACUUCAAUUGAUUGCUGUGCGAGCGUGUCAACUUUCCAAUGCGAAUUGAAAGCAACGGUCGUUCGAAAGAUAAACUGUUUAUUGAACUGUACAUGAAGAUUUUAUAAUGGAAAUUAAAAUUAAUUUUUCUAAAAAUACAA